This is a messenger RNA of Plectropomus leopardus (leopard coralgrouper), 3654 nucleotides long. It is a transcript of the gene slc26a6l2, whose product is annotated as solute carrier family 26 member 6, like 2. Gene Ontology annotation, molecular function: secondary active sulfate transmembrane transporter activity. The record is from RefSeq and is a predicted model, not a curated record. NCBI's taxonomy places the organism in Eukaryota, Metazoa, Chordata, Actinopteri, Perciformes, Serranidae. Gene Ontology annotation, cellular component: membrane. Gene Ontology annotation, biological process: sulfate transmembrane transport.
AUCAGUAUCGAAACACGACGAGGCUUCACUCUCACUGCACUACUGCUCACUACUGUCUGGCUUUUGUUGUAACAACAGUUUAAGUGCUGUGUUUCCUGUUUAAGAAGACCCUCAGGCAGAAAAGGAGGACCCUGGCUUUAAGGAGGUCGGCUGACUUUGGUCCAACAGACAUGGAUAUGGAGGAGAGGGACUGCUCAGCUGGGGAGUAUUUUGUGCAGAGGAAGGUCCUAGAUGAGUUAUGUCUUGAUGAAGUGGCACAAAAGGGGACAUGGUCCACUGAGCCGACCCUGGGUGAACGGGUGAGAGAGUCUCUAAGGUGUUCGGUGGCCAGGCUGAAGCACACAGUGCUGAGCUGGGUCCCUGUUCUCAGCUGGCUGCCUCAUUACUCCAUCAGAGAAAAUGCCAUUGGGGACCUGAUCUCUGGCUGCAGUGUGGGCAUCAUGCAUCUGCCGCAGGGCAUGGCGUAUGCCCUUCUGGCUUCUUUACGCCCAGUGUUUGGUCUUUACACCUCCCUUUACCCGGUGCUGGUCUACUUCAUCUUUGGUACAUCCAGACACAUCUCCAUAGGUACUUUUGCUGUGAUCAGCAUCAUGAUUGGGAGUGUGACGGAGAGGCUGGCACCAGACAAUAACACUUCUGUAAAUGGCACUAAUGGGACAGAAAGUAUGGACAACGAUGCACUGGAUGCAUACAGAGUACAGAUAGCAUGUGCCCUCACUGUCUUGACUGGAAUCUUUCAGAUCAUGUUAGGUAUGGUGAGGUUUGGGUUCGUGGUCACCUAUCUUUCUGAGCCACUGGUUCGAGGCUACACCACAGGAUCAGCGUGCCAUGUAUGUGUCUCCCAGCUCAAGUACCUGUUUGGAGUCAAGCCGCAACGUUUCACUGGUCCGCUCUCCCUUAUUUAUACUCUGGUGGAUAUUUGCCGGCUGCUGCCUGAGACCAAAGUGCCAGAGCUGGUGGUCAGCCUGGUUGCGCUGGCUGUUCUAAUUGUUGUCAAAGAAGUCAAUGCCUGCUACAGACAGAAGCUGCCACUGCCCAUCCCGAUAGAAAUCAUAGUGAUCAUAGCGGCAACGAUUAUUGUCCACUUCUGUGAACUUCCGAGUAAAUACAGCAUUGAUGUGGUUGGAGAGAUUCCCAGUGGGCUCAAGGCCCCUCGUGCUCCAGAUGCCACAUUGUUCUCAAAGGUGAUAGGCGAUGCUUUUGCAGUGGCCAUUGUGGGCUACGCCAUCAACAUUUCUCUGGGCAAAACAUUUGCCCUCAAACAUGGCUACAAGGUGGAUAGCAACCAGGAGCUGGUUGCUUUGGGUCUUUGUAACACUGUUGGCGGCUUUUUUCAGUGUUACUCUGUGACUUCCUCUUUGUCUCGCAGCCUUGUCCAGGAGAGCACAGGGGGCAAGACACAAGUUGCAGGAGUGAUUUCAUCCAUCAUUGUGCUGAUCACAGUUUUGAAAAUAGGCUCUCUCUUUUCAGAUCUCCCCAAGGCUGUCCUAUCCACCAUCGUGUUUGUGAAUCUGAAAGGAAUGUUUAAGCAGUUCAUGGAUGUGCCGAUGCUGUGGAGGACCAACAAAGUUGAUCUGCUGGUGUGGCUGGUAACAUUCAUAAGCACCAUCCUGCUCAACCUGGACCUGGGUCUGGCUGUCUCCAUCGGUUUUAACAUGCUCACUGUCAUCUUCAGGACACAAAUGCCCCGCUACUCUAUCCUGGGCCACGUGUCAGGCACUGGCCUGUAUCUGGACACUGAGACCUACAAGGAGGCUAAAGAGAUUCCAGGAAUUAAAAUCUUCCAUUCAUCUACAACUAUCUACUACACAAAUGCUGAGAUGUACUUGGAGGCCCUGCAGGAGAAGAGUGGAAUUGAAAUCGGGAAGCUGCUGACGGCGAAGAAGAAGCGAGAUGCAAAGCUGAAGCGUAAACAAGAGAAAGAGAAAAAGAAAGCUCAAAAGGAAGCGAAGAAACAAAUAAAAGCAGUCACCCAUGUGUCCAAUGGCACAAUCUCAGAGAUGAAGGAGAGGAAAGUCUCUGCAGGACUGAAUGGUCAGAGUAAGGGAAACGUUCUAGCCUUAAGCCUAAAAGAAACCACUGCGAAUGGUCUCAGUAAAGGACAAGUAAACUGGGCUUACCAGCAUGACACAACCAUGUCAGACUCUGAUUCAGACACGGGUUGCCAUGGUGAUGACAGCAUCACCCAGGUGUCGCACCACAGUGAUGACGAAAAAGGAAGGGCCUGCGGAUCAGGAACACACAGCAUCAUCUUGGACAUUUCAACGACCAGCUUUGUGGACACAGUCACUGUAAAGACCUUGAAAAAUAUAUUCAGGGACUUUGGAGAGAUUGAUUUGGACAUCUAUCUAGCAGGCUGCCAAGCAUGUGUCGUGGAGCAGCUGGAAACUGCAGGUUUCUUCUCAGAGUCCAUCCCAAAGAGCCGGCUGUUUGUCACAGUUCACGACACAGUGCUUCAUAUUCUCAGGAAACAGGGACAGACUGACGUUGUACUUGAUGUGUCCUGCAGCACUCAGAUGUGACCAGCAGGGGUCAGAUGGUUCCAACUCUCGCCAUCUUCCUCCUCCUCCUCUUUAUAGGCUUCUCCAUUGCUCAUCAUUGUCUCCUCCCCUUUCAGUGGGGGAGAAUGCACCACCUUGACAUGGCGGUUGGUUGCCAUAGAAAUACAGGGAGCGGUUGCUGUGGCAACAGGCUUUUUAUGAUAUCGUCUAAUGAGAUAGCCAGCAAUACGUCAUUGCAGCUCUCUGGCUGUGAGAGACAGAGAAUGGGCGGGGGCUGAGUGGGAGAAUGUAACACUGGACUAAUAGGAGUCUGUAUUUAUAGCCUGUGUGAGAGAAUAGAGAGGGAGUGAAAGGUUGACUGUAAGGGGAAGCUCAGAUGCAAGUGUUGUUGCGCGCAUGUCCGUCAUUCUAUAUUAUGCACCAAUGCGUGCCUUCCACAAAAAAUCAAUAAAAUGUAAAUAUUUGUUAUUGAGAUGUCCGGGCUAUUCCCCCUUGGAGAGUUUUGCCCUUACAUUACCACUCAUUGGCUCCAAAAGCAUUCAAGAUUGAGCUAAAUUGCAGAUAAGUUGCAUUAAAAUGAGCAGCAGCUUUUAAACACAACGUUGGUGUAUAAAUAGUCAGUAUUCACACGUCUGACUCCUCUGACAUGUUGAGCUUCGCUCUAUUUUUGGGACCCAGUGUCCAGUGUUAUCAGCUGCUAUCAUGACUAUCUGAGGAUAAACACUGUGUUGUAAUAUAGUCUAUUAUGUGAACCACCAAAAAAUAUUUGCUCUCAUCCAUACUUUUUUAAAAUUGUUAUAAUAUGUUAAAAUUACUUUCAAAAAUGUAUGUGAGAAAUAUAUUCUUGUGCUUAAAAGCUCUGCAAGUAAGGUCCAGUUAUAAGAACCAGUGUUUAAACUGGAAAUAGUUCCUACACAUUUUCUAUCCUUGAAUUUGUCCACACAAUUUCCAUGACUUUAUUUAAGUAUUUUAGCCUUUUGAAACCUCAGUAAAUUGCCUUGAUGUCUUUCAAAAAUAUGGAAAGAAGGUAAUGAGCAACACAAGAAAGAAUUACCCCAAAACUAGCAAAAAAUUAGUAAGUACACAAAACUUACCUGUAAAUUAGUUAGGAACAAAUAAAAUAAAACAAACAAAAGAAAAAGAAAGUUUAACA